AAGAAAAUCAAUAUAAAGUUUAAAUAAAAGUUUUAAAUUAAAUUAUAAUUUUUAAUAUAAAUAAGUGUUCUAUUAUUAAAUAAACUAAUAAUUAAUGGAGAAUGUAAAAAGUUGUAAUUUAAAUUUGGUGAAAAAUCAAUGUCUUUGCCACACUCUGAUGUGUUACUUGGGGCAUGGGAGAAUAUAUUGCAAAAAUACAUAUCAACUAAAACCCACCACCCACUGUGACAACCAUGAAUGGUUGUGGAAGAAAGAAAAAACACAAAAAACAUCCCUAAAGCCAUAAAGAGUCAUUAACAUGAAAACAUUUAUUUUGUAACUUGUCAAAAGAAGAAAAAAAAUCAGAAAAAAUUGUGAAAAAUAAAGAACUUGCACCAGGAACAAGUGCGUUUCUUCGCAAAAUAAUUUCAUGUGCUUUUUUUAAGAAGUUGUUGUUGUUUUUUUUUUGUUUCUUUACUUUACUGGCAAAAUGCAUUUGUUACCUUCCAUAUACGAAAAUGUAGAUGGAGAAAAACACAAAAAAUUAAAAAAAAAAUCAUGCAUAUCUCCCUUGUUUUAAACGAGAUAUUAUUUGCACAAACGACCAAUAACACAAUAAUAAGACAAAAAAAAAGACAUUAAAAAAGCCAACAAAAACAAGCAUACACUCAAAAUAUUUAAACUACAACAAAUAUACAUGAGACUGCAAAAAAGAUACAAAAUACAACAGAAAAAAAAAGUAUGCAAUUAUGUGGCGCCAUAGAUACGCGCGGGUUACAUACACAGAUACAAAUACUGAGUAUGAGUUACAGCACAAUAAGAGAAUUUAGCUAAACUUUAAAAAAUCGAGUAAUUUUUCGUAAAAUAAUACUCUUUUGCAAAAAAGAGCACAAAAUACUUUUAAAAACAAACACAAAAAAAAACGCAUAAUUUUAUAAGAAUUAAAAUAAAUACAAUAUUCAUACAAACAUAUGCACAAUCAAUCGGUCAAGGCCGACUCCAUUACAGGAAUCAAUUUUAUAAAUAUUUUACUAAAUAUAGCAGCAGCAGAUUACAGAUUUAUAAGGGAAAUAUUUUAAAUGUUUUUAAAAGUCUGAUACAUUUUUAAUUGAAAUCUAAUCAUUCAGAAUGAAAGACGACAGUAGUGUCUAUACAAAAGUUCACAACUUAUCCAAAUUUUAUUUACUGGUUCAACUAGAAUACAGUUUAUUUGACAAGCGUUAUUUCCUAUCUCAUUUUUGUUAGCUUUUAAAUGUCAGCAUUAUUAAGCAAUAUUUCCCAUUGUACCCAUAUAUCCAGAAGACGGACUUUGCAAGAUUACCUUAGAAUCUUUCUUGAUUCUUAAUGGAAUUCACAGCCGAUAUUUCAAUGUAUAGAAAUAACAAAAUCAUCAUAUUUUCGGUACACCUGGAAGUGAUAUACAUAGGUCAUUCUUAGCUUUGACCUUUUCUCAUAUUUCCAGCUACGUAAGGAUGCAAAACCAAAUUAACAGCUCAAGGAUAAUAAUGAAUCAAAUAAAAAUCAUGAUUUUAGAAUAACUUUUAUCAAAACGCUUUUAAAUGUUUUUGUGGCUUUACGAUUUUAGCCAAUUUGUUAUUCAAACGAAGUUUGCUUUCACCGUUUUAGAUGCUUUGACAUUGAUUUGGUUCUAUAUUAUACCACUCAUAUCAUAUCAUGCGCUUCGGGUUUCUUAAAUGGAUACAUUUUUUAUCCUAUAUGAAUAUGUCUUUUUUCUAUGGCUUUUAAGUCGGAGUCAAGCUUAGUAAGUUUAGGUUUUUCGAAAGGAGGAUGUAGUAUAUAUGUAUGUACAUCAAAUUCAAGGAAAUACACCUAGGCCUAUAUCGGAUCUGUUGUGCGCUCCUUAACCAGUGCCUGAGGUGGGAAUUGAGAACACAUCACCUCCGGUCUACCAGACUAGGACACCAAUCUACAGGAGAUAAUUUUAGUUAUCGCAAAAGUUGUCAUAAUAUUCAGGCCAUUUGUUUAGAUUUGAUUAAAAAUGUCGAACAGGAAAUCCCGAUUCCUAAUAUCCCAAAGUUUUCGGGAUUUUUUAAAGUAAAUUAUCUGUUUUAAAUUUAAACAUAUUCCAGUUAGAAAAAUGUUCAUUUAUCUAUACGAAUAGUAGUCGGAUUAGACAUGUCAGUGAGGAUUGACUUCACAGUAAUUGUUUUCCAUUCAUUUUCCUAUACAUUUACAUCUGGUCGCUUGUUCCGGGGGUUUUUAACCCAAAUAAACUGCAUUCAAUACAGGUUCCCUGUAAUCGUCCGACCCGAGUACAGUAGCUCAAAGUGUAUUACUUUGUCGCCAUGGAAUUUAACUUUGACAUUGUUUCUUUUCAUUGGCAGGGUUUCUUACACCACUUCUUACGCUUUGGGUUUCUUAUUCACAUUUCCGAUUUAUACAGCAUAUAAUUCUUUGUUUUUUUUUUUUUUUUUAUUUUUGGAAGCAUGAAAAACUAAUUCGUAAAAUGUUAGAAAUCGCUGCCAACAGCCGCCUCUUGCUCUUUUUUUGAGUGCAUCGAUAUCAAAUGCUCCCUAAGACAAUAGUCCUUAAUAGCACGAUCAAUAAAUCUAAAAUAAGAAAUUAUGACUGCUUUGAAUCACUCCAUUAGCACCGUAGUUCUAACUGGAGAACGAAAAAUUCUUGAUUUUACAAAAGAUCAACAGAAUUACAUAUAUAUUCCGUUAAUCUUUUGUAAUAUAAUAGCAAAACUGUAAGUUUUCUUGGAUAAAACGACAUCCCAUAAAGUGUCAAAAUUACUAUCGAUUCCCAUCUUGAAGAAAAAGGUCACUUGAUUAGAUUAGACAUAAAACCCUGGUACACGGUUGUCAGAUCUUACAACGUUGUCAGUAAAAUGUCCACAAAAUGUUUAAUAAUAUCUAAUAAUAAACUUACAAUUUUUCUUUUUCAAAGUUGUCUGAAAAAGCGUUACCGAAAUUAUUGCAAGACAAAAUUUGUAAGUUAACAGUAUUAUUACAUAUUUUACUGCCAACGUUGUAAGAUCUAACAACCGUGUAUACAUAACAAUAGACGAUUUUUUCUUUUUAGGCUUUUAGGCCUUUUAACUUUUAUUUUCAUUCAACAAAUAUUAACGUUUUUUAUCUCAAAGUUUUGACAACACUAGACUAUUACUAUAAUUAAGAGAGUAUGAGCUCAUUAACAUUUUACUCUUCAAACAACAGAGAAACUAUUGAAAUGAGAACUUACUAUAUUGUGUCAUUUCAAUCAUCGAUCACAUCAAUACACACAUCAAAGUGAUCGUUAAUGUUUGCAAUUUAUUUAAACAAUAAACGUAAAAAUAAUACAAAUGAAAACUAUUGGAAAAAGUAUGGAAAAUAAAAACAUAUUAAUAAGAAUGCUUAUCACGAUUGAAAGCAAGACAUGCCUUAUCUGUAAGACACAAUUACUAAUAGAAUGUCUAAGGCAAAACUCGAAAAAGCGUAAAAAAACAAAUAAAUAUACAAUAAAUGCAAAAAACAUUUAAUAACAAACCAGACAGACUAACUAACGCAAGUAAUGUGGUAAAAGCCUAACAAAAAUAUUUUAAACUGGUUGCACCCAUCUUUUACAUGAAAGAAACUAAUUUUAUAAAUAAAUAAAUUUAAUAAUAAUAAUAAUGCUUGUUUACUCUAAUUAUUUACAGAUAUGUAAGCCUAUAAGUCCCGAAAAAUGGCAUUUAUUAUAGAAACAUUUGGAUACUAACACAAAACAUAUCAUUGAAAAGGAAAAGCACCUUUAAAAAAUCGAAAACGAAAGUGUUUGAAAAUCAACUACACCAAGAGGGGAGAAGAACGAGAAAUAAUUGUAAACAAUGACUAAGCAAAUUCUAACUAUUUUUCUAUACCUAUUGGUUUUAUUAACUCUAGCAAAAUCUGCUCCAUCACCUUUUGGCUGCAUGAGCUUUAAGGAAGACGAUCGCAUACUCUUGGAUGAAGAUGAUGACACCGAUGAGUAUGAUCCGCCACAAUUUGAUUCAUCUGGUCUGACAGCCAAAGAAUUACAGAAUACUGUUAAUGCAAAACUAGAAGUACUGGAAACAACUACACCCACAUUUCGGGUGUGUCCAGCUGAUUAUACAUUUUGUUUUUCUCUUUGGAGCAAUACGCCGAAUGGAACUCAAAUUGUAAAACAAGGUUGUUGGAAAGAAAGCACAGAAGGUAAUGCCACCUGUAAUCACUCGGAAUGUGUAAGUUCUUCACCCACAUCGACCUCGCGUAAUAGUUCCAUGUAUUAUUGCUGUUGUUCGGGUAAUUCUUGCAAUAAUAAUGUCUCGGUAGUAGAGCCCUCAUUUUUGGAGUUGUCGAAAACAAAUUUUGCUGAAGCUUCAAAUUUAUUAAAACCUAAUGAUAAACUAAAAUGGUCUACCACCAACCUGUGGUUUGCUGUUCUAAUAGUUUGUCUCUUUAUAACGCUUAUGUCAACUUUUAUAUAUUUUCGCAGCAUAAGGGAAAAACCAGAGCCAGAGGAGGCACCUUUAGCACCCUCGGGUCCUGGUUAUAGUUCUAAUUUACGUAAUGUUGAUAAUUUGAAUUUGGUUUGCAUGCUGGACAGUGGCAAAUAUGGUACCGUAAUGAAGGGUUUAUUACAUGAUCAGGAGGUGGCUGUUAAAAUAUUUCCCGAGGCCCAUCAGCAGUAUUUUAUUAACGAAAGAAAUAUUUACUCGCUGCCUUUGAUGGAUUGUCCCGCCUUGUUGACAUAUUUUGGUUAUGACGAACGUCAUACUAUGGAAGGUAAAUUGGAAUAUCAUUUAGUUUUGUCUUUGGCUCCUUUGGGCUGCUUACAAGACUGGUUAAUAGCGAACACCGUAAAUUUUGAAACAUUCUGUGGCAUGGUGAAAACAAUAACUCGAGGUCUUUCCCAUUUACAUACCGAAUUAAAAAGAGGCGAUGAACAUAAGCCCUGCAUAGCACACAGGGACCUGAAUACCCGUAAUAUUUUAGUAAAAGCGGAUCGUACCUGUUGUAUAGCCGAUUUUGGUUUUGCUUUAAAGGUAUUUGGUCCUCGUUACGAAUACAAAGGAGAGGUGGCAGAAGCUGAAACUAAGUCCAUAAAUGAAGUGGGUACUUUGCGUUAUAUGGCUCCCGAAUUAUUGGAAGGAGCCGUAAACUUAAGAGAUUGUGAGACUUCGCUAAAGCAAAUGGAUGUUUACUCUUUGGGUUUGGUGUUAUGGGAAGUGGCUACUCGUUGUUCAGAUUUCUAUCCACAAGGACAAGUCACACCACCCUAUAAAGCUCCUUAUGAAUUGGAAGUGGGUUCUCAUCCCUCUUUCGAUCAAAUGCAAUCAUUGGUAGUAAGACGUAAGGCACGUCCUCUAUUCCCCACUGGUUGGGGAGGUGGUCCUGCCGCAAAGCUAAUUAAAGAUACUUGUGAAGAUUGUUGGGAUCAUGAUGCCGAGGCACGUUUAACCUCUCUGUGUGCCGAGGAGAGAAUGCAUGAAGCUGCUAAUAUAGGUGCUCGUUUAAAUGCCCAUUUAACAGCUACAACACCUUUACUGAAUGCCAAUAAUCUGGGUACUAUUCACUCAGAAAAUGAAUUAAUUUAUGAGCAUAAACCUCGUUCUCCCAAUAAUAUAGAGACCAUAACUAACGACACUAAUACCGUAUUAAAUCCACCACCAAAUAUGAAAUUAUUUCCAUACUUAAAGGACAACAAUGAGCAUGCCUCUACAUCGUCAACAACCGAAAAGAAUCUUUUAAUACAGCCGCAACAACAAUUGCAACCCUAUCAGGGUAGAAAUCCCUGUCAGGAAAGAAAUCUGGCACCUAAAGUGGCUCAGUAUCCGCAAAAACUUAUACAAAGUAGCAAGAAACACAGUUUCCAACCGCAAUCUGGAGAGGAUAAUGGUUUCUCCUGCUUAGACGACGAUGUUUCUGUGGAAGAAUUAAUCUCUGGCGGCAGCUCUAAGAAAUUUCCCUCGCUGGAACAAGAGGAAUCGACUCAUAUGGGCCAAGGUUUUCCCAAACAACAAAAUACCGAUCGUAAACUAAAAGGUUGGCAUGGUGUUAGAGCUUUAAUACAAAAACGACUGUUUCGCAAAAACGAUGGCAUAGAGAAUUUUGACAUUUUUCGGCAUUUAAAUGGGGGAGAUGAAAAAUCAAAUCUGGUAGAGAAAAAUUUAAGCAACAAACCGGUAGUUAUCAGUUUUAUAGACAAGGAGAAAGCCAAUUGUGAUAAACCUAGUGCUACGACGACUACCAUGGUUGCAGAUCACACCAAUAAUGGUUAUGUACAAAAUAAAAGGCCCAAUAAUUUGGAUCUAAGUCCGCUGGCACAGACGAAUGGUUUCAAAAUUACACCUCCUAAUAGUUUGCAAUCAAAUCCUAUAACCACCAUUGAAGAAGAAGAGAUACAUAAUGGAGUUGAUGCAUUUGAAGAGAACGAUACCAAUGACGAUGUGGAUGAAGUAGAUGGUAUAGUAGAGUAUAGAUUGAAAAGUCUAGACAAACGAAAGUCUACACCCUCACACAUAGUAACACGAUCUAGAUCAACUAACCUAUCUAUAGACACCACAAAUGGUCAUUUAAGCGAAGCGGAACUUAAAAAUAUUUCAGCCAUAAAUAAUGCAGUCAUGAUGAGAAAUCACUCCAAUUCAGAACCACAAUUUAGAAGACAACGUAGUCUCGAGGUAUUUCGUGAGGUAUUCAAUGCUCGUGGCAGCAAUGAAAGACUACGUGAUCCCAGUCAACGUGUUAAGACUCCAGGUGAUGUACCACCUUCGGUACGUAAAAUAAGAGCUUCAAAAACUUUAAGUCUUUAUGAUGAUCGCAUGAUGGACUCGUCUCUCUUAAAUGCACUCUAGCAUGAAGAAGUUCUGCUCUUAGAAUUAUAGGAGCAGAACUUUUGAUACUCAAUCAAUUAGAAAUCAUAAUCAUACUCAUCAUUUACUAAAACAUAUUUACAUAUUUAUUAUAUAAUUAUAUAGAUUACAGGACAAAAUUCACAUACACACAUAAAUCACACAUACACACACAAAUUAUACAAACUUAUUCUUAGAUCUUUUUUAUAGAUAAAGUUCUAUAAAAAAUUUAAAUAACAUUUAGAAAAAAAAAAAACAAAGCAAAAUCAAACGACCAAAGUUAAAGUUUCUUAUAAUUAUAGCGAGAUUAAUUUUAAUUUAAUCUAUUUUAUAUAAGAACAAAAACUUUUGUUAGUUUCUUUUCUCUUCAGUUUUCUUUUUUAUAUAUUUUUUAUAGCAAAAACAAAAAAAGAGAAGAAUGAAUUGAAAAAAAGUGUUAAAUGUAUUUAUGUAUGUAAUGAUGUAUUAAUUAUAUGUAUUUUUGUAGUAAAGUCAUAAUUAAUUAGCUUAGUAAACAUAAUCAUUAUAUUAGAGAAAAGAAAAAAUUAUAUAUACUUUAUUUCUCAGAGUGAGCCAACAGCGGGAACAGAGAGAUCAAGUCAUUAGAAUGAAGUCUGUCUAGAAAGCAUUUUCAGUUACAUAUCUUAAGUUUUCUAAUAUGUAUAUUUUAGCUGCAAUUAUUUUGAGAUUUUUAAAGAGAUUUAUUUCUAAAAUUUGGCAUUUCUAACUUUAAGUUAUUAUUGAUAAUCACAAUGACUUGAUUAAUUUAUUGAUAUGUUUUUAAUAAAUUGCUAAACUAAACUAUUUCAAGGUAAAACUAAGUGUUGAGAAAUGUCUUCAUUAGAAUUUAUUAAAAAAAAAGCAUCCAUAUAAAAAUUUAGAUUUAAAUGUUUCAUAUUUCUGUAAAAACUACAAACUCAGUUGAAACAACUGAAAAAAUAUUUCAAAAGUCAAUUUGCAAUAGAACAAAUUAAAAACUAAAUACAUUUUUAUAUUUAAAUAAAAUUUAUAUGUCUAUGACAAUCGAAAAUUUAUCUUCUUAACAAGUUAAAAUAGAUUGAACACAAAUAUACAGAGAAUAUAUUUGCUAUCCUGGAAAAAAAACUACGAAAAGUUGUUAAAAAAAUGGUUAAGAUUAACUUCUACUUAUUUCAAGAUUAAGAUUUUUGAAUAUUUCAAAGCGACAGUUGAAAUAGAGAAUACAAAUUUUAGUCGAUAAAUGUGAAAAAAAAUCUUGAACAGUUUUAAUCAAGAUUUUGUUUAUUGGCAUUAAAAUGUUCACACAAUUCGCAACUAAA
Molecule: messenger RNA, 8073 nt
Organism: Lucilia cuprina (Australian sheep blowfly)
Lineage: Eukaryota; Metazoa; Arthropoda; Insecta; Diptera; Calliphoridae
Gene: wit
Exons: 5
Coding region: 3791-6778 (995 amino acids)
Biological process (GO): protein phosphorylation; BMP signaling pathway; cellular response to growth factor stimulus
Cellular component (GO): signaling receptor complex; plasma membrane
Molecular function (GO): ATP binding; transforming growth factor beta receptor activity
Source: RefSeq, a predicted model, not a curated record